AUGUCGUCGCAAGUUGCUUUCUUCUUCGUCGCUUCCGCUCUCCUCGGCGUGGGUGCGGCUCAAACCUGCCCGCUCGGAAACUGCACGACUGCCAGCUUCCAAGCUCUCUUCAAGAAUGUCACGGCCUUGUCUGACUACAGCUCAGGCUCGCAGGCCAUUGCUGAUUACCAAAUUACAUACUUGAACGGCUCGAACAAUGUCUGCGAGAUGGACAUCAAAUGUGGUGUUACAACCCCCGCAACUUCACUUGCCGUUUUGGCUUUCAUGGAUGGGACCGUAACUGAUUGGACGAUCCGUGAUACCGUAUUCGCGUGCAAAUCGGUCAGCUCCAUGGCCCAGGGUGUCAAAGUGGCCUGUGAUGGAAAGCAAGUGUAUCGCGCAUGGACGGCUGGACGCAAUUUCCCGCUGCGGACGAUCGUCUGCUUCCAGAUGCCAAAUUUCAAUAAUGCGCCGGGACUACCGAAUUGCGCCUGGGGGCAAUGGGCGACGAUCUCGACCUGUACGGCUACAUGCGGGAUGAAGGGGCAACAGAUGCAGCAGCGGGAAUGUGUCUCGGAAGCUUUUGGAUGUCCUUGCACAGGCGCCUACUUCCGGAACCGUGAUUGCCCUGACGCGAUGUGCACGUUUCCCGAUUCGACCUGUGCGGAUGGGUAUACAAAGCAACUCAACACGGUCAAAAAGAAGUACACCUGCCAAGCAACCACCAAUACCACAGAUCCCCCUGCCAAUCCGGAUUUUACCUGUGCAAUGACCGAAACCGUGCCAUGCCCAAGGGUCAAGCCAACCGGAAUGUGGUCAAAUUGGAAGCCCGUCGCUGACCAGACCUGUACGGCUACUUGCGGAAGAUAUGGGACGGUUGAUCAAGUACGGACCUGCUUGAGCACUAACGUCGUGAAUUGCACAGGCAUCACCACUCGGACGAUCAGAUGCCCGCAGUUUCCUUGCCCCAACCGGACCUGCUGGCAGAACGUUGCGAUUGUGGCUAGCGGCACCGCCUACAUGGUGUGCCCGACCUCGUCUUGUCCGGCUGAUGGCGGUGGCGCUUGGGGCGAGUGGACCUCAAUCACAGCCUGCACCGCCGCUUGUGGAAUGAAGGGCCAGGUGUCACAGCAGCGAACUUGUGUCUCCGAGACGUUCGGAUGUCCUUGCAACGGCGCCACCUCGCAGGUGAUCGAUUGCCCGCCAGCGCUCUGUGUGGCACCGGCGACCAUAUGUGCGACGGGAUAUGCACGAAAGUUAAACACGGCUACAAACACCUACACUUGCCAAUCAACAACUCCUGUCGAUGCACCGCCGGCCAAUCCAAAUUUUAGUUGUGCAAGAACUCAAUCCGGCUACUGCCCUCGCACUCCCAGUCGAGGUAUCUGGUCUGGAUGGUCAACAGCUUCGGGAGCCACCUGCUCCGCGACUUGUGGAAAGAAAGGAACGAUCGCUCAAACACGAACUUGUCUAACUUCCUUGUCGCAGCCUUGCACCGGGAUCAGCAGUCGUACAAUCACUUGUCCGAAUUAUCCUUGUCCUGACGGGAGCUGUGUGCAGAACCAAGUGGUGCGCACCUACAACAUCAAUGGCGAGCUAAAAACAAUGUGUGGUGUGACAGGAAUCGAGGUCACGUCUGGGUGCUAUCCAAAUGGCUGUAACUAUGCGCCUACUAGUACGACAACUGCUGCUCCCACGACAACUACCACAGUGGUGCCAGAUUCAUGCGAUAUCUGCAACGACAGGACAGGAUUUGAGGCGCUGCUUGGCCCAUGCGCAGAUGCGGCGGAGGAGGCUAGAGCUCCGAAUUGCACGCUUAAUUUGAGCACCAUUUCCGGUCAAUGCUGGGCCAGCCUGAGCUGCGUUGGGCAGACGACAGACCUCGUGGAAAUUCUGGUAGUUGGAGCAGCUGGGAGGCUAGUGCCUCUCGCCGACGAUUCCGCCUGCCAAUCGGUUACGACAGAUAAUGCCGGAGCGGAGAGCAUCUACUGUGGAUCGAACGGGAGCUGGAUGUACAAGAACGCGGCUGCUGGUGACAAGCCGAUCACCCAAUUGCUCAUCGAUACAUACCCAAAUGCCGACGACGAGGGCACCGGAUUGCCCUGUGGCUCG
Molecule: messenger RNA, 2091 nt
Organism: Mesorhabditis spiculigera
Lineage: Eukaryota; Metazoa; Nematoda; Chromadorea; Rhabditida; Rhabditidae
Source: the annotation of a GenBank genome assembly